GUGUCCGGACAGGUCUGCGUUUGAACAUUCCUUUCCAUGUGUGCCACUCUCAGUAUGGCAUCAGUGUGAUAAACUUGAGUGUUUUCUAUAUCGGGCAGCGUGUUUGAUAAAGAGCCUCUGACGAACUCUCCUCAGAAACUGUGGCCGCAGUCAGCCGAGAGUCUCGUGCUGCGUUCUCAAUGUGUUUGUGAGUUUGUAUCGUUGUUGUUUAUUGUUUUAAUCAUGUCUGGUGCUGAAGAGUUCACUCGGACGGAUCUGGACGUGACAGUCGACGCAGAGGAUUCUCCAGAACCCGUCAGUGCCCAUCCAGACCCAUGCCAACAGCCGAGUUCACUGACCAGCGACAAUCGCAGCGGAGAGGAAUCCGAGAUGAGCUCAUAUGUGGCGUUCACACAAAACACGUCUGCUCACACUGUGUCUGAAUCUCACGCAGAGGAACAGAAUGAAGAUGUUCUGAAGGAAUCAAACUCCAUCUCAUCUGAUCCAGUAAACACAGUCACAGACAGUCAGUGUGUGUCUGAUGUUCCCAGUGAGGAUGAUGUUGGAGGAGAGACUCUCACAGUGUCUCAGACAGAGACUAAAACCAGCAGACAGAAGGUUUUGAAGAGUUUACAAUUGUGUGCUGCUGAGACAUUAGAAAUUCAACAAGCUAAAGACGUCUCACAACUCUACAGUGAGGAACAGAAUGAAGAUGUUCUGAAGGAAUCAAACUCCAUCUCAUCUGAUCCAGUAAACACAGUCACAGACAGUCAGUGUGUGUCUGAUGUUCCCAGUGAGGAUGAUGUUGGAGGAGAGACUCUCACAGUGUCUCAGACAGAGACUAAAACCAGCAGACAGAAGGUUUUGAAGAGUUUACAAUUGUGUGCUGCUGAGACAUUAGAAAUUCAACAAGCUAAAGACGUCUCACAACUCUACAGUGAGGAACAGAAUGAAGAUGUUCUGAAGGAAUCAAACUCCAUCUCAUCUGAUCCAGUAAACACAGUCACAGACAGUCAGUGUGUGUCUGAUGUUCCCAGUGAGGAUGAUGUUGGAGGAGAGACUCUCACAGUGUCUCAGACAGAGACUAAAACCAGCAGACAGAAGGUUUUGAAGAGUUUACAAUUGUGUGCUGCUGAGACAUUAGAAAUUCAACAAGCUAAAGACGUCUCACAACUCUACAGUGAGGAACAGAAUGAAGAUGUUCUGAAGGAAUCAAACUCCAUCUCAUCUGAUCCAGUAAACACAGUCACAGACAGUCAGUGUGUGUCUGAUGUUCCCAGUGAGGAUGAUGUUGGAGGAGAGACUCUCACAGUGUCUCAGACAGAGACUAAAACCAGCAGACAGAAGGUUUUGAAGAGUUUACAAUUGUGUGCUGCUGAGACAUUAGAAAUUCAACAAGCUAAAGACGUCUCACAACUCUACAGUGAGAAACAAUACAGAGAAGAGGGCAGGAGAGAUCUAUGCAUGAAUUUAUAUUCAUUGAUGCCAGAAACACAAGAGACUCAGUUUGCUAAAGAGAUCUCACAACUACAAAGUCAGGUAAAGUAUAAAUCUGAUGGGAUGAAGAAACUGUCAUCUAGUUUGUACUCUCAGCUGCCCGACACGUUAGAAACUCAACACGCCAAACAAAUGACGGAUCUACAGAGCGACAAUAAAUAUAAAGAAGCUGGAAGAAAAGACAUGUCUAAAAGUCUGUACUCACAACUGACAGAAACACUGGAGACACAACACGCUAAAGAUGCAUCUGAGCUACAGAGUGAGUUGAAGUAUAAGGAUGGACAGAAGUGUGUGUCCAGUUCUCUGUUCUCCACACUGCCCGAGACUCCUGACAUUCAGUUCGCCAGAGACAUGACGGAGACCGUCAGUGAGAAUAAAUACCGUGAGCAUGGUAAGAAGAGCAUCAGCUGCAGUAUUUUCUCUCAACUACCUGAAACGACAGAAACACAGUUCAACAGAAGCAUCAGUGAUCUGCAGAGUCAGGUGAAAUAUAAAGAAGCGGGUUUGAAGCAGAUGUGCAGUUCUCUGUAUCAGCAGCUGCCUGAAACUCUAGAAACUCAACACGCUAAAGAAGCUUCACGACUCCAGAGUGAGUUGAAGUACAGAGAGGGCCGAGCGUCCGUGAUGGGCAGUAAUUUAUACUCGCUGAUGUCAGAGACGCCUCACAAUGAGUUUAUGAAGCAGCAGAUGGAUCUUCAGAGUGAGGUGAAAUAUAAAUCCGAUCUGAAGGAAAACUCCAGUAAUCUUUAUUCUCUUAUGUCUGAAACACUCGAGACACAGUUCGCCAAACAAACGGCUGAGAUGCAGAGUGACGUGAAAUAUAAAGAAGCGGGUUUGAAGCAGAUGUGCAGUUCUCUGUAUCAGCAGCUGCCUGAAACUCUAGAAACUCAACACGCUAAAGAAGCUUCACGACUCCAGAGUGAGGUCGUGUAUAAAGGCGUUGGGAAGGGAGAUUUCUCUGGUUCAUCAUUCACUGCCAUUCCUGAUUCAGCACAGAUGAAGUUUGUUCAGGAAGUUUCUGAAAUACUCAGUGAGAAUAAAUACCGCGAGGACGGCCGAAAAAACCUCUCGUGCAGCGUUUAUUCUCAGCUGAAAGAAACUCCAGAGACUCAGUUUGUCAAAUCCGUGUCUGAACUGCAGAGUCAGGUGAAGUAUAAGUCGUGUGGUGCGAACGGCUCACUGUACUCCACACUGCCAGAGACACUGGACACACAACACGCUAAACACGCCGGUGACAUCAUCAGUGAGGUGAAAUAUAAAGAGGGCAGCAGACAGAGUUUGUGCAGUCCACUGUUCACCCGUCUGCCUGAGACACUGCAGACGCAGACGGCCAGAGAGAUCGCAGACGUACAGAGUGAGGUCAGAUAUAAGCAGAAAGAUGACGCUGUGAGUCUGUAUUCACUGCUGCCUCAGACUGCAGACACACAGUUGGCCAAACACAUGACUGACAUUCAGAGCGAGAUUCAGUACAAACAGGACGGGAAGAAGGAUGCGGAGAGUAAUCUGUACAGUCUGAUGCCACAGACACUCCAAACUCAACACGCUAGAGACGCUUACGAGCUGCAGAGUCACGUGAAAUAUAAAGAGAAGCACAAAACAGAUUCGUCUCUCUACGCUCAACUGUCUGAAACACUGGACACUCAACACGCCAAACACACGGCACAGAUACAGAGUCAGGUGAAGUAUAAAGAGGAGGUGAAGAAGAAUCUGUCCUCGUCGCUAUACUCGCAGAUGUCCGACACGCCAGAGAUUCAGAUGAAUAAAGACAUCAAUGCACGGCAGAGUCAGGUGAAGUAUAAGACCGACGGACGGCAGAUCUUGAGCUCUAGUGUUUACUCUCAGCUGACAGGAACUCCAGAGAUUGAGUUUAUAAAGACACUGACUGAUCUACAGAGUGAUGUGAAAUAUAAAGAAGCGGGUUUGAAGCAGAUGUGCAGUUCUCUGUAUCAGCAGCUGCCUGAAACUCUAGAAACUCAACACGCUAAAGAAGCUUCACGACUCCAGAGUGAGGUGAAGUAUAAGGAGAGCGGAAAGAAAGAAAACUCGUCCUCUCUUUAUUCACGUCUGCCGGAGACUCCACAAACACAACUGGCCAAAGAACUGAGCCAUAUUUACAGUGAGGUCAGAUAUAAAGAGGGCAGUAAGCGAGAUAACUCAUCGUGUCUGUAUUCAGUUCUGCCGGAGACGCUGGAAACACAACACGCUAAACAGCAGUCUGAGCAACAGAGUCAGAAUAAUUACAGGAGAGAGACUCAAGCGGAGAUGCCCAACUGUCUGUACUCUCAACUACCAGAAACAAUCCAAACACACUUUGUGAAAGAACUGACUCCACUCAUCAGCGAGAGUAAAUACAGAGCAUCUGGUAAGAAGGACGCCGGCACGUCUCUCUAUAACACACUAGCAGAAACCAAAGACACGCAACACGCGAGAGACACGUCAGACAUACAGAGCGAGAUCAAAUAUAGAGCGGGACAGAAGCUGCUGCCGUCCAGUAUUUACUCUCAACUGCCUCAAACGCCACAGACUGAGUUUGCUGCCAAAAUCACUGAACUACAGAGUGAUAAUAAAUACAAACAGGAAGUGAAGAAGAACAUCAGUAAUUCUGUCUAUUCUCAACUGCCCGAGACGACCGAGACUCAGUUCAACAAAACAGUGUCUGAACUACAGAGCGACAGUAAAUAUAAAGAGGCGUGUGUGAAGCAGGUGUCGAGCGCUCUCUACACACUGCUGCCAGAAACACAGGACACUCAACACGCUAAAGACGUGUCACACAUGCUGAGUGAGAGAAAAUACAAACAAGACGCGCAGAAAGAGAUUUCCCACAGUCUGUACUCACUAAUGCCCGAGACUGCUGAAACUCAACAUGCCAAACACAUCUCUGAACACCUGAGUCAGAAUAAAUACAAGCAGCACAGUUCCAGCUGCAUGUACUCGCAGAUGCCGCAGACGCAGGAAAUACAGUUUGCCAAGCAGAUGGCCGAACUUCAGAGUGACAAUAAUUACAGGAGAGAGACUCAAGCGGAGAUGCCCAACUGUCUGUACUCUCAACUACCAGAAACAAUCCAAACACACUUUGUGAAAGAACUGACUCCACUCAUCAGCGAGAAUAAAUAUAAAGAGGAAGGAAAGAAGCAGCUGAAGGACUGUCUGUACGCACACCUGCCGCAAACCACAGACACACAACACGCCAGAGAGCUGACACAACUCUACAGUCAGAAGAGCUACAGAGAAUCCGGCAAACAGGAAACACAAUCGUGUCUGUACACUCAGAUGCCACAAACGAUUGACACGGUGUUUGCUAAAGAAGUGUCCAAACAACAGAGUGACAAAGUUUAUAAGGAGAAGUUUAACGCAGAGAAAGGAAAAUCAGAGCACACACACAUGAAGGACCUGCCUGAUGUUACACACGCUAUACAUGUCAACAAACAACAGAGUGAUGUGAUGUAUCGCAGAGGAAAAGAUCAACUUCAUAAAUACAGUGAAGUAACAGACAGACCUGAUAUACUGAACGCCACACAGGCCAGCAAACUCACCAGUGAUGUGGCCUAUAGGAGUAAGAGUAAAGCGGACACGUUUUGUGAGCACACGCUGCUCGAGCGACCGGACAUAAAACACGCCAAACAAGCGACCAAACUCGCCAGUCAGGUGAAUUACAUGCAGCAGUUUCAGAAAGAUCUGAAAGAACAAAAGUCACAAUACAAUCCACAAGAGUGUGUGAGCUUCAAACACACACAGACUGCAGCGGCACUGGCCAGUCAGGUGAAAUACAACCAGAGAAACUUUGAAGCGGUCACAGAUUUACCCAACCUGCUUCACCUGGGUCACGCGCUGUACGCCAGCAAACUGCAGAGCAACGUUGAAUACAGGAAGAAGUAUGAGCAGUCGAAGGGGCAGUACCACUUCACUCUGGACACGGCAGAACAGCGCCACCAUAAGGAGAACACAGUGCUGCACAGUCAGGUGAAAUAUAAGGAGGAUUAUCAGAAGACUCGGGGGAAAUCACAGCUGGAGUUUGUGGACACUCAAUCUUAUAAAGUGUCUAAAGACGCUCAGAAGCUGCAGAGCGAGAAUGAGUAUCGUAAGGAGUAUGAGAACACUAUUAAAGGCACAGUUCAGCUGGAGGUGGAUCUGACGCCUGCGUAUCUCACCGCUCGCAACGCCAGCAGCCUCAUGAAUCAGAAGGAAUACCGUAAGGAUCUGGAGCUGGAGGUGAGGGGUAAAGGCCUGAUGGAUCUUGAGGAAACACCUGAACUGCUGCGGGUCAAAAACGCUGGACACAUUCUCAGUGAGAAAGAAUAUCGUAAAGAUCUGGAGAGAGAGAUCAGAGGGAAGAGAUCAGACGUCACGUCAGACUGUAUGGACAUCCAGAGAGCAAAGAAAGCAUCUGAGAUCAGCAGCGACGUGUCGUACAGACAGUCGUCUCAGCUGAGAGAAUCAUCAUACGGGACAGUGACAGACACACCUGCACUUCUGCACGCUGCGUACCUGAAAGACAUCUACAGUCAGAAGAAGUAUCGUGGUGAUGCGGAGCGGAUGAAGGUUUCAUGUGCUGCUGGACCAGACACUCCAGAGAUACAGAGAGUGAAAAACAACCAGCGCAACAUCAGCGCAUUGCUGUACACGUGGGACUGUAAGCUGUUGAGAGGUGUGACAUCAUCAGUCACUGACACUCCAGAGAUCAAACUGGCUCGAGAAAACACUAAAAACAUCAGUGAUCUUCAGUACAGACAGUGUGUGGGAUCAGGAACUGCAGUCACACACACACCUGAGAUGGAGAGAAUCCGCAGAAACCAGGAGAACAUCAGUACUGUGAAAUAUAAGGAUGCAGUAGAUCGGGUUAGUGUGGGUGUCACACCAGAACUGGAGCGAGUCAAACAGAACCAACAGAACAUCAGCUCGGUGCAGUAUCAGCGGGAUUUGCAGGAGGUCAAAGGUCACUCAUGCUCAGAGUUGGAUACACCUGAAAUGAGGCGUGUGCGACAAUCACAGGAAUCUGUUUCCAUGGCGAAGUAUCACGAGGAGUUUGAGCGGACGCGGGGUCGAGGUGCCUCCCACACCCUCGAUGAGCAGCACAUGGCCCGUCUCCAUGGAAACCACCAGAUGGGCGGCAGUGAGGGUUACCAUGGCAUCCCGCCGCAGGUGGUGGAGAUGGACCGCAGAUCAGCUGGCGCCGCCGAGCUGAGGGUUUGGAGGACUGAUCCGGGAUCAAUCUUUGAUUUUGACCCAGUGGAGGACAAUAUUCAGUCUAAAAGUCUGCAGAGAAUGACGGAGCGUGUGAGUCGUGUGACUCAGCAGCCGUCUGCGCAGUCGGUGCCGUCUCGAGCACCAUCGGAGAGCAGUUCUCUGGCCUCAGAGUUCUGGAGCGGUUCUGUGUACAGCAGCAGUGGUUCUGUUUUGCAGGAGAGAUCCGCUUCAGGUGUUUACCAGCAGGGCGGCAGUCAUCACACCCCUCAUCUUCAUCAGCAGAGUUACAGACACACACAGCCGGUCCGCAGCGUUCAGUCACCUGCACAAUCUGCUGGCAUGAGGGUGUACCGAGCGCUGUACGAUUACGCUGCUCAAGAUCAUGACGAGGUUUCGUUCCGUGACGGUGACGUGAUCAUAAACGCUCAGCACAUCGAUGAGGGAUGGAUGUUCGGCACCGUUCAGCGGACGGGAAAGUCCGGCAUGCUUCCGGCCAAUUAUGUGGAAUGUUUCAACUGAGACUCUCGUUUCCUCUCGCAGUAAACGAUUAUUACAUGAUCUCCCUCACACCUGCUCCCGACACACUACAGUAGUUUAUCUUCCUUUAGCCUGACAUCAGCACAGACACAUGAGAGAUGACCACACAAGGGUUUAGUGAUGUCAUGUGUCUGGUCAGAUGUUUAAACACUAACAUGACAGUCAUCAACAUAACUCAUGAUUACACUUUAACAGAUCUGUUCAUGUUGGUUUGUGACAUCACGCAUUAUGAGGUGAUUUUGGGCAUGUUUGAUAAACGAUUCGAUCAUGAAGCAUCUUGUGUAUGUAGAAACUGAGCUGCUUUUCUUUUUGUGUGUGUGUGGAUUUUUAAUGUGUAGAAUUGUGCUUUAGAAAUGCAAACGCCUUUUCUGACUCGUCACACUGGUUUGAUUUGCGUGAAGGCAUUUAACAGGUCAGCAACACUGAUACAGGAUAAACCGAAUGACGUCAUUAUUUCUUCAAUCUGUCCAUUCUGAGAAAUAAACGAGCUCACUUUAUCGUUAUAUACAUAAGAGCUGAGAUCAUGUGAUCUAACGUGACAUCUCAUUAAUGUAUUUUGGCUUUUGGGUUUGUUGUGUUCAACAGGACUAUUGUUCAAGUUAUCACAGGAUUUUUUGGUUUGGUUUUGUGUUUUAAGUAUUCUGACAUUUCUUUAAAUUAAAAUCCUCUAUAAUCUUUAUUUACCCUCAUCACGGUUUUUAUUAACAUUAUAUUACUUGUAGUGUUUCACUAUUAUGCAAAUAAAAGCCUUUGU
Molecule: messenger RNA, 7951 nt
Organism: Xyrauchen texanus (razorback sucker)
Lineage: Eukaryota; Metazoa; Chordata; Actinopteri; Cypriniformes; Catostomidae
Product: nebulin-like
Exons: 67
Coding region: 223-7179 (2318 amino acids)
Biological process (GO): cardiac muscle thin filament assembly
Cellular component (GO): Z disc
Molecular function (GO): actin filament binding
Source: RefSeq, a predicted model, not a curated record